This is a messenger RNA of Ogataea haglerorum, 2280 nucleotides long. RefSeq lists its product as uncharacterized. Bases 1 to 2280 code for a protein of 759 amino acids. NCBI's taxonomy places the organism in Eukaryota, Fungi, Ascomycota, Pichiomycetes, Pichiales, Pichiaceae. The transcript has a single exon. The record is from RefSeq and is a predicted model, not a curated record.
AUGAGGGCAAUCAAUUUGAGUCUGGCUGUUGCUGGACCUUAUAAAGAGACGGUAAAACGCAAUGUCGAGGUGGACACUGCUACAAUGCCAGAAAUUGGCGUGUGGAAUGGACACCCCAGGCCACUGGGACGAACGUCUGUUCUUGCGGACGGGAACUGGGUGUACUCCUACAGAGAGGACCUUGUAGGGGCAAUUGACAUGAAAUCGGAAAUUACACAGCUAAUCACACAUCAUGAUUACAUCUAUGUGCUCUGCGAGGCAAAAUUGGUUGUUUUCUCCCAGAACACCCUGGAGCUUGUUGAUGAAGCCGUAUUGGAGUACGUGGGAGACAGGUUUUGGCUCCUGGACAUUGAUCAGAACGUGGUUAUCGUCGUUCAAAGCCGCUCAAUCAUUACUGUUGUCACCCACUGCAACACUCUGACCACUAGCUCGCCGUUAUACCUUCCGUUCUGGGCCAAGGGCGUGGUGUUACUGAGCAGAUUCUAUGUCUAUGUUGUUGGACCCUCAGGCCAGUACGAGGUUUUCAGAUACAAUCUCCAGCGGAAAGCUUUUUUGGCAGCAGACCGCAAGAUGUUGAUUCGCAUUGGGGCCUUUGGAGCGCAGAAGCACGGCCGGAUAAUCGACAUUGUGUGUGCCGGUCCUGGAAAGUGGGCCGUUCUCCAGGAAAGAGGGUGGGCGCUUUACGAGGUCCGCAACGCGCAGCUCUUUGAGGUUGCCUCAUCGUCUCUGGCGGUUCCCGGUGAACGCUUGGCCACUAUGGAUUUGGAGGAUGGUUUUGUUAUUCAUUUGCAGAAUGGAGAACUAUUAGUGGUGAACGGCGAUGUCCGUCAAUUGGAAACGAUGGCGAAGCCCGAGAAGCUGAAGAAUCCAGCUUUCUCUGCCAUUGAUGAUAUCAACAGUUAUGUGCUAGAGAGCCGGGACGACUACCUCGCUUUUCACUCCGCCUACACCACAUUCUAUCGUUGUUCGCUGCCUCUGGCCAACUUCCCGGUAGAGGUGUUUUUUCGUCUCUCCGUGGACAUGGAUCGUCUGGCAGAGCUUUUUCUUUCGUAUGCGGUGGAAAACUACAGUUUUUUACUGCUGAGUCGACUGUGUCUCUACUGUGUGUCUGGUAACCGAACGGCGUUCUUUCUGCUGGACCAAUUACUUGCCGGGGUUGGCCGGUUCAACGAGGAGCUGGUCGGCACCUGGAGAAACUAUCUUGAGGAGACGUAUUUUCCUUCUUCUGAGAACUACUCUGUCUACGCCGUGCUUGUUCUUGGUCUCCUCUUCUGUCACGCCGAAGUUGACCUGGGGUCGGAAUUUGGCCCAAAACUAGAAAAAUAUGCAUCUUGCGCUUGCACGGAGGCUUCUAUGUCGAUGCUGGUCCAGAAAAUGGGCUUGCGUUUGAAAAAUCUCGUCAACAUUCCAGCUCUUUUCUACCAUCUCAUACAACAUAACCAUCUGGAUGCAGUUGAUGUGUUUGUCACGCUAGACGAGCAGUUUGCUGUGCUUAAUUUGGCGACUCUGAUGACCGCACCUGUUCCGCCCCUCACAUACAUCAACCAGCUGAUGGUGAACACUCAUCUCUCGCCAACGAAUCUAUUCAUCCUGAUCAACUCUGUCCUCCUCAAUUUGCCGUGUCCCGGGAGCUCGCCGACCGUUAAUCUGCUCACGACCAAUUUCCACGAAUCUCUGGGAUCUCACUUUAAAGGUCUUGGAGAAAAAUCUGCUGAAGAUCUAGCCAAAUCUCGUUGCAAAAUUUCGAUAAUGCUGGAUGACUCUGUGCUGCAACUAGGAUACUGCGGUGUGGUGAUGGCUCAGGAAAACAAAGAAUGGGAGCUCAUGCCGCUGAAGACGCCAGAGCUACCGAAAGACAUGCGCCUAACGGCCGAGCUGGGCUGCUCCGAAAAGUACGUCAAGCCCAAGUUUUCUCUUGACGGCUCCCAGCUCGCGUGUUUCGACUUCAACAGCUACACGAUCCGUAUUUGGAAACUGUCUAAGAGGUGUCCUGAUGCGUUAGACACAAGAGUGGUGCGGACAGACUUUGCGCUGAAAGUUCCCAACUUCUACGUGCUCCUUCUGCAGAGACUGGGACUGUCUGUGCCGAUGGAUCUCCUUGGGUUGCAAAACACCUCUGUGUGCGUUUCAACAGAGUGUGUCAGUUUGCACGAUCUGCUCGCCAACUACAGCGAGGUGUUCAGAUUCAGCCACUCAGAGCUGGAUUUCGACUGGGUCUUGGGCGACCGCAUAGCUCUCAAGCUGCGCAGCAAAAUUAUUUUUGUGUAUAAUCUGGGGUAA